AUGACUCAACCAGAGUAUACCCUUCCCAUCAUACAACUCACGCCACUUGAAAACACAUUGAAAGCUCUUCUACUCGAUGUUGCGGAAUACAUACGCGAAAAGGCGAUUGGCGAAGGGCGCAGCGAUGCAGAACUCACAGUGCUACGAUUCACCGGAGGAUGGGUGCGGGACAAGUUGCUAGGUGUUGGCAGUAACGACGUCGAUGUCGGAAUCAAUAACAUGACUGGCUACCAGUUUGGCUUGCUACUCAAGGAGUACAUGGACAUGCCCGAAAACUUGGAAAAGUACAAGCAAAAGAACCCGAACGGCGAGUUUAAGCACUCCAUUGCAAGUCUACACAAAAUCGAGGCGAAUCCGGAGAAAUCCAAGCAUCUGGAGACGGUGACAACGAGAAUCUUCGGCCUCGAUAUCGAUCUGGUCAAUCUACGAAAAGAAACUUACUCAGAAGAUAGCCGAAACCCGCAGAUGGAAUUUGGGACGGCCCAAGAAGACGCGAUGCGCCGAGAUGCCACGAUCAAUGCGCUUUUCUAUAACCUGAACGAGGAUAAGGUUGAGGACUUGACUGGAAGAGGAUUGGAGGACAUGCAGAAACAGAUCAUUCGUACCCCGAUGGAGCCGUACCAAACCUUCCAGGACGACCCGUUGCGCGUGUUGCGCUUGAUUCGGUUUGCCAGUCGACUGGGCUAUGAUAUCGACGAGGAGACACAGGCAGCGAUGCGGAAUGACUAUAUUGGUGAGGCACUCAAGCUCAAGAUCAGCAGGGAACGUGUGGGCAAGGAGAUAGAGAAAAUGCUUCAAGGUCCUGACCCCCGCGGUGCACUGCAACUUAUCGAUCGACUUGGGCUAUACCCGACCAUAUUUGCCAACCACCAGGAUGGCGCGCAGGCGGAUACCUCGUCAUGGCCUCUGGGGUACAAUGCGCUGGAGAGGAUUGUUAACCCUCGUGAUGACGACCCCAAGGCUAUUAUCCAACAUGUGCGCGAAUUUCUUAUACGCGACAAGCUCGAAACCUACUAUGCCUGGAUGAUUGCAGCAUUUGCUCCAUGGUCUAGUGUUCCGGCCCGCGUUGCGAAGGGACCUAAGGCGAAACCUUUGCCUGCUCGGACAGCAGAAGUCGCUCGAGACAGCCUCCGGUCCGAUAACAAGACAAUGGCAGUGAUUGGUGAUGCAGCAUUUAACUGGCAGGCCAUUACAGACGUCAAGAACUCUCUCCUUGUGGGAAGUAUGGACGGAACGGCAGCAGAGGUGCGACAGCAGGUCGGACUGCACAUCCGUUCAUGGAAGAAAGAUUGGAGGCUGUGUAUUCUUCUUGCCAUGCUCCAGGAAGUUAUGAAUGGAGGUGACUUUAUUAAAGUGGUGGAAGCGUAUGACCGUUUCAUAUCCUACAUUGAAGAGCGGGACCUGCAGGAUGUGUAUGAGAUGAAGCCACUCGUCAACGGGGGCGAUAUUGUGAAGGCUUUCGGUUGCAAGCCUGGGCCCUGGAUGUCGAUAGCCACGGAUAUGGUGGUCAAAUGGCAGCUGUUGCAUCCGGAGAUCUCCGACAAGGAAAAAGCACUGGAAGAGCUCUACAAAAAAUCCAUGGAGGAGCUACGCACAGCGGCACGUGAUGCCAUCCACCGAGGUGGUGCUCGCAUCCCAGACUCACUACUUGCCAACAUCACCGUCCCUGAAGAGCUAGAGAGUUUAUGGGACAACAUCUCUCCUCAAACCAACAUAGUAGACUCGACGACAUCUGAAAACCUGUUCCUUGUUCGGGAAUUCCUGCGACUCCGCAGCCCCAAAGAACUAUCGGAUUCCGAUGAAAAUGCAGCAAACCAAAUCUAUGCUUGGGCAAAAAAGAAGGAGUCUCUUGUUCGUGAGGACAAGCUAAGAUCGUCACUAUCAAUAUCACUAAUCUCAGCAUUGGACUCUCUUCUACCAGUUUAUAAAGCAGCAGAUGUGCCAGACAUCAUCCUGGCACUGGCAAGCUUUACAUCCGAAGCAGACCCGUGGACAACAGAAGAGUCUCGCGCAACCUCUACUGAACUACUAGAGAGAUUCAACAAAGCAACACGCUCCACCCCCGACGCGUCUUUCUGGUCCAUUCUUGAAGUCAUCCUGAAAGAGCGAAUCCGACCCCUCUUCACCAAGACCAGAAACCCGGCCAUCACAGCAGCAGGUCGCAAAGACUUCCACCCCAUCCCUCUGCCACGAUUUGACAUGAGCGUGCUCGACCCCGAGUCGAAGCCAUGGCGAGCACACGACAUCUACUCGGUCACUGUCCUCUCCUGGAUAGUAGUCCAGUACCAGCCUACGGACAUCAAACGUCUCGAAUCCCAUUUCCCCCUCGUCGUCCCCCCAAUCCUCGCCCUAAUCGACGACGAAACCAUGCCCUACAAAACCCUCGGCUGCACCCUACUCACCCACCUCCUCCACCCCAUCCAAGCAACCCAAUCCACCAUCCUCCAACGAACCAACCUCUCCUCCGUCUUCACCGACGCCAUCAAACCAUGUCUUCUCUCCCUCCCUACCAUCACCCCAGAAGACGACUCCAUCCGGAUCCUAAGCGCCGCCUAUCCAGCCCUCCGCCUCCUAUUAAAAACCAGCUACCUCGCCCCAUCCACCACCACCACCACCAGCAAAGCCACCUACCAGACACACCUCACCCAAACCCUCCGCGAAAACCUCAUCCCCUCCUUCCACCACAUCAGCACCCUAACCCCCACAGACAACCAACAAUCCGCUCUCGCCUCAUUCCCGCACCCGCGUCUCUCCACUCUCCUUCUAACCCAAAUCCACGAUACUAUCAUCGACCUCUCCAUCCACACAACGAAAUAUCCUCAAGAGAUCAUCCCCCUCAUCUCAAACACAUUAUCGAAUCCAUUCGGAACCGCCCAUCCACCUCUCCUUCUUGCAGGGGUGGCCGUCACAAGAGCGGUGAUUCUGAAUGCACACCCGAGGAUAUGGCGCUGGAGAGGCGAGAUUCUUAGCGCGGUAUGUAGGUGCUGGUUAGGUGUGAUGGAUGAGAUUAGUGAACGGCAGAAGCAAAAUAGUAAGGUUGGUGACGAGGAUGUACUAGGGAAGUUGAAACUGGAGUUACAGGGAGUGGUGUAUUUAUUGCGUCUUGCGUUAGAGAAUCCGGAUGAGAAGAUGCGUGGGGAUGUGGGGGUGAUGGAGGCAAAGGAGGGGUUUGGGAGCGAGGUAAAGGAUUUGGUUGAUGCGGAGGAUGGGUUGAGGGAGUUGCUUUUGGGAGUGGUCGAUGGGAGGGAUGGGAAGUUCUUUGGGGUUUAG
Messenger RNA from Aspergillus sclerotioniger CBS 115572, 3270 nucleotides. Its product is annotated as ATP :tRNA-specific tRNA nucleotidyltransferase. Gene Ontology annotation, biological process: tRNA 3'-terminal CCA addition. The record is from RefSeq and is a predicted model, not a curated record. Bases 1 to 3270 code for a protein of 1089 amino acids. The transcript is spliced from 7 exons. Lineage: Eukaryota; Fungi; Ascomycota; Eurotiomycetes; Eurotiales; Aspergillaceae. Gene Ontology annotation, molecular function: RNA binding; ATP:3'-cytidine-cytidine-tRNA adenylyltransferase activity.